AUGGAUAAUAGCGACAUGUAUCACCGUGCCCUGUCCAUGCCAUGGGAUCACUAUGUCUUCUCCAUGCUGUGGAAUACCUACCAUAGCAUGGGGAUAUGGAAAGCAUUCCCCCUUUUGUAUCCAGGUCCUCUACUCGGGAAAAUUACCGUUUUAAGAGCGACUUAUCACGCCUGGAAAGGGGAUAUUCACCUGGAUAUGUGGUAUUGUCAUCAAAAGUAUGGUCCUAUAGUACGAUAUGGACCUGACCAUGUACUCUUUGACACUGCAUCAGGAUUAAAAGAUAUUUAUAGCACGGGCCGCAAUGUCUGGAAGCAUAGGAACACCUCGGUAUUGAACCCCAACGCCGCUAACCUCGUUACCAUGUACGACAAGAAGGAGCACGCAAAGCGUCGCCGAAUCAUAGGUCCGCUAUUCGCCGAUUCCAAAAUGAAGAAGUUUGAGGAUACAUUGUUACAUCAUAUUGAAACCUUUUGUGAGCAGCUUCAUCCAUCUCAGACUGCACAUCACAACGCCAACGAUUGGGGCCCGGCCAUCAACAUGUCGCACUGCUGCAACUACCUCAUUUUUGAUAUAUUCACGGAAUUUCUGUUUGGGAUAAGCUACAACCUUCAACAAACUGACGAAUACCGUUACGUUGUCCGUUGCAUUGAAGAUGCGGCUAUCAGGAGUGCAGUUCUCAUCUGCUUUCCAUGCAUUGCCAUUUGGAGAUUGGAUAGGAAGAUAUUCAAACAAUCAGUCGAUUGUACCAGGGCCCUUUGGAAGUGGAUUCGUCUCACGGAUAACAUCUUUGGAUAUCUCUCUAAUCCGAAGGAUGGGCAGACAGAAGUGCCACUUUCUGUACAAAAUAUUGAGUCUGAAGUGGGAGUUUUGAUUGUCGCAGGACUUGAUACGACAUCUACGGCAAUGGCCUCAUUGUUCUUCUAUCUCAGUCGAAACUUAUAUGCUUAUGAGAGGGUGGCGUUAGAAGUUAGAACGACUUUCCAAAGCGCUGACGAGAUACGACUUGGGCCGCGAUUGAAGAGUUGUGUAUAUCUCCAUGCCUGUAUUGACGAAUCCAUGCGCAUGUCUCCUCCUAUCGGAUUAUGUCCGUGGCGACAAGCUGGGGAAGGAGGAGAAAUCGUUGACGGGCAUUUUAUUCCGGAAGGAUACUGUGUUGGAACUGGUAUAUACAGCAUUCAUCAUAAUGCGGCAUAUUUCCCGAGUCCGCAUGAGUUCAUUCCUGAACGAUGGCUUCCGGAUUCCGAGGGCAAAAAGGAACAACUCGCUACAGCAAAAUUCGCCUUCAACCCAUUCUCUCUUGGCCCUAGAUCUUGCAUUGGCAAAUUGCUGGCCUAUUCAGAGUUGCUAUUGACAAUGGCUGUGUUAAUCUGGAAGCAUGAUUUUCAGGUGGCUCCAGGACCAGGCGGCAAAUUAGGUGCUGGAUGCCAGGACGACGGGGGGGAAGCAGCAGGUAGAGGAAAUCCUGGGGAGUUCCAAGUUGUGGAUCAGAUCAUCCGCUUGAAAGAUGGACCAAUGCUCCAGUUCCGCCCGAGACAACUAGCCUAG
Molecule: messenger RNA, 1545 nt
Organism: Ilyonectria robusta
Lineage: Eukaryota; Fungi; Ascomycota; Sordariomycetes; Hypocreales; Nectriaceae
Product: cytochrome P450
Exons: 6
Coding region: 1-1545 (514 amino acids)
Molecular function (GO): heme binding; oxidoreductase activity, acting on paired donors, with incorporation or reduction of molecular oxygen; monooxygenase activity
Source: RefSeq, a predicted model, not a curated record